Molecule: messenger RNA, 3462 nt
Organism: Lonchura striata (white-rumped munia)
Lineage: Eukaryota; Metazoa; Chordata; Aves; Passeriformes; Estrildidae
Source: RefSeq, a predicted model, not a curated record
CGCACACCGCCAGCCUCCGUAGCCGCGGCAGUGCCUUCCCGCGUGCUCCCGGUGGUGGUGGUGGGUCCUCCCUUCCCGUCCCAGUCGUUUCCUCCCGCUUCCCCUGCCACAGAGGGCUCAGGGCUGGAAGGGAGAGAAAGGGACCCCCAGGGCUAGACAACAGCCCGCCCGAGGCGAAGGCAGGCGCGGCGCCCCGGGGGAGGCGGCGGCGUUCGGCAGAUUCCCCCGGCAGUGGGAGGGCUCCGGAGAGGAGAGGCUAGGGGAGCAUCUCCUAGCCGGGGCUGACUCCCAAGGAGCGAGGGAGGGACAGAGAGAGAGGGAGAAAGUGCCGCCUCUCAGUUUUACAGGCGUCCCCAGAUUUUAAGGACUGGGGUGGGGAAAAAGAAAACUGAGGACCUGAGCUGGGACCUCCCAGCCGGAGCGAUUGAAAAGGAGCCAAGCAGGCGUCGAGGGGGAGCGACAUCCCAAGGAGAGUCCCGUCCUCUGCUACCCGCAGCCGCUGUGUGCCCGCCGCCGCCUCAGGAUGUGGGUGCCGCUGCUGCUGCUGCUGCCGGAGCUGCUCCCCGCCGUGCCGGCGCAGAAGCUCUCCGCCCUCACGUUUUUGAGAGUGGACCAAGACAAAGACAGAGAAUGCAGCCUGGACUGUGCAGGUUCCCCUCAGAAAUCACUCUGUGCAUCUGAUGGAAGAACUUUUCUGUCCCGGUGUGAGUUUCAACGAGCAAAAUGCAAAGACCCUCAGCUGGAAAUAGCCUACCGUGGCAACUGCAAAGAUGUUUCCAGAUGUGUGGCUGAGAGGAAGUAUACCCAAGAACAAGCUCGCAAAGAAUUUCAACAAGUGUUUAUCCCAGAAUGCAAUGAUGACGGCACAUAUAGUCAGGUUCAGUGCCAUAGCUACACUGGAUACUGCUGGUGUGUCACUCCCAAUGGCCGUCCUAUCAGUGGUACUGCUGUGGCCCACAAAACUCCCCGCUGCCCAGGUUCAGUGAGUGAGAAGCUGCCACAACGAGAAGGUGCAGGCAAAACAGUCUCCUUGCAAAUCUUUUCCAUUCUGAAUUCAGAUGAUGCCUCAGCUCCCUCGCUGGAGACUCAGCCUCAAGGUGAUGAAGAAGAUAUAGCUUCUCGUUAUCCUACCUUAUGGACUGAGCAAGUAAAGAGUAGGCAGAACAAAACCAAUAAAAGCUCAGCAUCAUCAUGUGAUCAAGAACUUCAGUCAGCCCUGGAGGAAGCAAAGCAGCCCCAGAAAGACAAUGUGUUCAUACCAGAGUGUGCUCAGGGCGGCCUCUACAAACCAGUGCAGUGCCAUCCUUCCACAGGCUACUGCUGGUGUGUUCUGGUGGAUACAGGACGUCCCAUCCCCGGUACAUCAACCAGGUAUGAACAACCUAAAUGUGAUAAUGGUGCCAGAGCUCACCCUACAAAAACAAAGGAUUUGUACAAAGGGCGCCAGCUUCAAGGUUGUCCUGGGGCUAAGAAGAAUGAGUUCCUAACGAGUGUUUUGGAUGCAUUGUCCACAGAUAUGGUGCACGCAGUCUCUGAUCCAUCACUGUCUUCCAGCCGUGUUUCUGAGCCUGAUCCAAAUCAUACUCUGGAAGAGAGAGUUGUCCAUUGGUAUUUCAAACAGCUAGAUAAAAAUUCCAGUGGUGAUAUCGGCAAGAAGGAAAUCAAACCAUUUAAGAGAUUCCUAAGAAAGAAAUCCAAGCCGAAAAAAUGUGUGAAGAAGUUUGUGGAAUACUGUGAUGUGAACAAUGAUAAAUCCUUGUCAGUUCAAGAAUUAAUGGGCUGCUUGGGAGUAACAAAAGAAGAAGGUAAAGCAGAAACAAAGAAACGCCAUACAGUCCCUAGAACCAACACUGAGAGCACUUCAUCCAGCAGGCAGCAAGUUUCGAAGAAGCAAGGGUGAACAACUUACUAAUCCAAGGCAGAUCUCUUUGACAUGUGGGAGAUUUCCUCACCAAAAGGCAAUAAAAACAACUGUAGUAUUUGCACUUUGUACUUAAAAAUGUAAAUUCACUUUGUAGAAAUGAAAUAUUUAAACAGACUUUUUUUUUAAUCUGUGAAAAAGUAAUGGCUAGUUUUGAAAAAUUAUCACAUACAAUGUAUGUGUAUUCUUUUGUUGUCUAAAAUAUGUAAAACAUGUUGGAGAUGUAAAAGUUUGCAUUUAAACAAUUUUUUAAAAAAUAACAUUUUUGGCAAACAGUAGCACAGAAACCUGAUUCUAUGUAUUUUUGAUUUCAGUAGUAUGCCUUAUUUUUCUUAAUACUGUCAUUUAAGUAGAGUUAUACUGAAAAAUCUACUGUAUUCUCAAUUUUGUCCAAGCAGUGUUGAAUGUUUCAGGUUUGCAGGACUGAGAGAAUUGUGUAAAUUGCUGUUUACUUGGUUUUGCAGUUUUUUACUGAACAGAUAUUUCAUUGGUGGCAAUAUUUUAUUUCAUUUUAUUUUUAUUGUAAUUAUUAAGCUUUCCAAAGAUCAUACAAUGAGAAUACAACCACUAAUGGAUUCAAAAAACAAUUAUUCUACUUGGGAUGCUUAUAGAACAAUGUAUCCUUUUAUCAAUUUUUGAAGUGCCUUUAUUAAUAAGUUUUGGUAGGAUUUUUCUCCUGUCUGCUUUCACUUGGGUUGAUAACACAGCAAACCAAAAUGGAGUUAGGCAGAUUGUAGUGUCACUCCAGUCUGAUUCAGCUGGGACCUUAAAAGCAUGUUUCCAUGGUCAGUGCAAAGCAGGUACAGAGUUUGUAUGGGGCAGAAUAGUAAAUCUUUCUAUUGUGACGGGGAAGGAUAAGCCUUUUUCCUCUACACAUGGCUACCCUUAUAAAUCCUUUGGCUUGCCUGCGGGCCCAGUAGAGGAGGGGCUAUUCACAUUGCCCCCACCUGAAGCUAUUUUUUAACUGACUAAAGAAACUUCUUGAGCGUUUUCAUACUUUCUCCAUCAUUUUCCCCCCAAUGCUUUUUUCAUAUGUGUGUCUGAGGGGAAUAAGAACUUUGGAUGUGAAUCUAAAGCAGGGGACCCAAAUGAAAAAAGGUUCUGCUCUUGAACAGCUGGGAGUUACAAGCAGCUGGGCUGAUCAAUGCAGUGGUAGAAGGACUACUGGCAUCUAGGAGCUGACAUGAGAAGGCAGGAAUGUAGCAGCAAGCAGUGAUUUCAUUGCGGUUUAUUUGAAUAAUGUAGGAUUUGACAUGUGACCAACUAUUCAUAAUAGCACCCUGCUUGAGUUUGUAUCUGGAAAACUUUCUCUGAAUCAAAAGGUGUCCUUUCAAUUCCAACAUAUUCUGAAGUAAUAGGAAACAUUGUAUGCAAUGGAAUUGUAUCCCAGAAAUUGUGUACUCUAAACUCUGCAACAGGAGAAACCAAGGCAAUUGUGUGUUAUCUUGUAUUUUUGUUUUUAAAAGUAUUUGUUAUUCUUUUAUAAUGUUAAACUUGGAAAUUAACCUUCUUUACAGAUUAAAGAUUAGUAUGUUAUCAAA